This is a messenger RNA of Asparagus officinalis (garden asparagus), 952 nucleotides long. Its product is annotated as glutathione S-transferase F10-like. The transcript is spliced from 3 exons. NCBI's taxonomy places the organism in Eukaryota, Viridiplantae, Streptophyta, Magnoliopsida, Asparagales, Asparagaceae. Gene Ontology annotation, cellular component: cytoplasm. Gene Ontology annotation, molecular function: glutathione transferase activity; glutathione binding. The record is from RefSeq and is a predicted model, not a curated record. Bases 59 to 745 code for a protein of 228 amino acids.
UCAUUCUUCACAGUGCACUUGCGAACUCAAUACAAGAUCAAAGAGAGAGAGAUAGAAAAUGAGUAUCAAGGUGUUUGGAUUGCCUGCAUCAACCGACGUUUCAAGAGUUCUUACAUGUCUCUUCGAAAAGGAAGUCGAGUUCCAACUCAUUAGGAUUGACACUUACAAGAAAGAUCACAAGGUCCCUGAGUUCCUCAGGCUGCAGGACCCUUCUGGUCAAGUUACCCUCAAGGAUGGAAAGCUGACAUUUGUUGAUUCGAGGGAAAUAUGCAGGCACAUUUGCGAGAACUAUCCAAACCAAGGCAACAAGACAAUCUUUGGUACUGGAGGCCUCGAGAGAGCUUCAAUCGAGCAAUGGCUACAAUCAGAAGCUCGAAACUUUGACCCUCCAAGCUCUGCUCUCGUUUUCCACUUAGCCUUCGCUGGACCAUUAGGCAUUGCUCCUGACGAGGCUCAAAUCCAACAGAAUGAAAAGAAACUUGCCAGAGUUCUCGAUGUUUAUAACAGGAAACUCGACGAGAGCAGAUACUUAGCUGGAGAUGAAUUCACUCUUGCUGAUCUCUCUCAUCUCCCAAAUAGCCAUUAUCUCGUUUCGAGGUCUGAGAGGGGGCAUGAUUUGUUUUAUAAGAGGAAGAAUGUGGCGAGGUGGUGGGACGAGAUUUCGUCGAGGGAAUCUUGGAAGCAGGUUGUCCAUAUGCAGUCCGAACAUCCUGGUCCGCUGGAGAAAUUCGCUAUGAUCGACUGAGUAAUGUAUGCGCUGCAUGAUGGUUGAUGUUGUUUAUGUGUUUGUUGAAGUUGUGGCUUGAUUUCUGUUUUAAGUGUUUUGUUGUUGUUAUUGUUGUCAUGAACUAAGUUCCUCUUCCUCUGCUUGUUUGGGAGGAUGGUUGGGCGGGAAAAUAAGUGUUUAUGUUUUGGUUAUAUGAUAAUAAAGAGACUUUUAUUUUCACUUGAA